Molecule: messenger RNA, 822 nt
Organism: Paramecium tetraurelia
Lineage: Eukaryota; Ciliophora; Oligohymenophorea; Peniculida; Parameciidae
Exons: 4
Molecular function (GO): protein binding
Source: RefSeq, a predicted model, not a curated record
AUGUUUUAAGCAGAAGAAAAAAGCUUAUCAGAACAACAAUUAAUUCUGCAUAUGAUCCAUUAGAAUGAUUACGAUACUCUUAAAGAGUUCGGUAUAAAUAAAGGUAUUGAUGUUUAAGUUUCAAUAGGGAAUAUUAAUUUUUUGGAAUCAUUUAGUGAGAUUGAAGUAGAUUAGAAAAUAUCUCCUUUGAUUUGUGCAUGUUACUUGGGAAGACUUGAAAUAGUGAAAUUGUUGCUUUCGAAUACGCAAGUUGAUGUUGAUUUAGCAAGUCUGGAUUCAGGAUAAACUCCAUUAUCAAUUGCAGCAAUGACAGGAAAUUAUGAAAUCCUUAAAAUACUCCUUGAUGCUGGAGCUGAAGUUAAUAAGCCAAAUACAUUUAAUUAAACCGCUUUUAUAAUGUGUUUUGCACGAUUAGAAGAAGAAAAAAAUGUAUUUGAAAAUAGAAAAAUUUGUUUCAAAAUGGCAGAACUUUUACUUCAUUAUGGAGCAGACAUAAAUUGGAUUGUUGAUAAGACACAUGGAUUCAAUCUUUUAAUGCAGUUAUGUUCGAUUAGAAUGGAAUUGAAUUAAAAAGAGGCUGACAUUAACUAUUAGAUCAUCAAGUUCCUGAUUGAAAAUGGAGCUUAAAAAGAAUUGUAAUCAUUGAAGGGGAAAAAAGCAUCAGACUUACUCAAGAAACAUUCUAAUAGAGAAAAAUUAAUGGAAUUGCUGAUGAGUACAUAGCAGUUAUACUUUUAUGGGAAACAGAAAAACAGUAGCAGGUAUUCUAAUCAAUAAUAACAACUUCUUAUCAGAAAUGAACCUAGAUAAUAAAAAGUCUGA